Messenger RNA from Tinamus guttatus (white-throated tinamou), 1437 nucleotides. Its product is annotated as thiamine transporter 2-like. Gene Ontology annotation, cellular component: plasma membrane. The record is from RefSeq and is a predicted model, not a curated record. NCBI's taxonomy places the organism in Eukaryota, Metazoa, Chordata, Aves, Tinamiformes, Tinamidae. Gene Ontology annotation, biological process: transmembrane transport; vitamin transport. Gene Ontology annotation, molecular function: thiamine transmembrane transporter activity.
AAGGUAUUAAAAAGGACCUUUACCAGGGAGGCAAAAAAGAGCAAGCCCCAGCAGACAAGCUUUGCUGCACAGGUCAUGGGCUGCUGGAAGCAAGAGAAGAGCAGCAAUUGGGUUUUUCCCACGCUAGUCCUCUGCAUCUAUGGAUUCUUCUAUACGAUGAAGCCUUCGGAACCUUUUCUAACCCCUUACCUAACAGCAGACAAAAACCUGACCAUAGAUGAGGUGACAAACCAGAUUUUCCCAGUCUGGACAUACUCUUACCUUGCACUUCUUGUCCCAGUCUUCCUCAUUACAGACUACGCGCGCUACAAGCCCAUCAUCAUCCUGCAGGGCCUCAGCUUCAUCGUCACGUGGCUCUUGCUCCUCUUUGCACGCGGCGUGCUGGCCAUGCAGCUCAUGGAGUUCUUCUACGGCAUGGUGACGGCCACCGAGGUCGCCUAUUACGCCUACAUCUACAGCGUCGUCAGCACCGAGCACUACCAGAGGGUGACCGGCUACUGCCGCAGCAUCACCCUCGUGGCAGCCCCCGUCGCUGCAGUGCUGGGGCAGCUUCUCGUUUCCUUGGGCCCCAUCUCCUACUUCUACCUCAGGAUGGAGAUGUUCAGCCCCAAGGAGCCUGGAGGCCACCAGGAGGACACGGACCCUCCCUCCGCAGGGACGGGGCCAAGGCCCGAGCAGCCGGCUGGCCAGCCCCAGCCCCGGCCCCAGCCCCAGGCCCUGCGGGUGCUGGUGCAGCUGAGCAAGGACCUAAGGGAGUGCUACAGCUCUAGGAAACUCCUGUACUGGUCGCUGUGGUGGGCUCUGGCCACUGCCGGCUUUAACCAGGUUAUCAAUUACAUCCAGGUGCUGUGGGACUUCAGAGCCCCCUCGCACAGCGCUGCAGUCUACAACGGAGCAGUCGAAGCCACUGCUACUUUUUUAAGUGCAAUAACAUCUUUAGCAGUUGGAUAUAUGAAAAUGAACUGGGAUCUUUUUGGAGAACUGGCUUUGGGGAUCUUCUCCACAAUGGAUGCUGGUUGUCUAUUCCUGAUGCACUUUACUGCCAACAUCUGGGCUAGCUAUGCUGGCUACCUCAUUUUCAAGGCAUGCUAUAUGCUCCUUAUAACAAUAGCAACGUUCCAGAUCGCUGUCAAUCUGAGCAUGGAGCGCUACGCACUGAUGUUCGGCUUCAACAACUUCCUCGCGCUGGCGGUUCAGACCAUUAUUACUGUUGUUGUAGUGGAUUCAAAAGGCCUGGGCCUGGACAUAGUGACUCAGUUUUUAAUUUAUGGCAGCUACUUUGCAGUCAUCGCUGGGAUUUUCUUGCUCAGAAGUAUUUGCGUGCUUGUCUCAGUCGGAUGCAAAAGGAAAACAGUGAGAUUUUGCAAGGAGCCUCCGAGCCUUGCAGAGCAGGGACCAGCCCAGCAGGCUGCAGCCACCUGCACCACGCGGCUGUGA